Cetraspora pellucida is the source of this 954-nucleotide messenger RNA. The record is from the annotation of a GenBank genome assembly. NCBI's taxonomy places the organism in Eukaryota, Fungi, Glomeromycota, Glomeromycetes, Diversisporales, Gigasporaceae.
AUGGCUCAAAAUGUUCAAAAAAAUUAUAUCUGCGAACUGGCUAAUGAAAUCAUGAUAAACAUCUUUAAAUAUGUAGAUUAUCCUAAGGAUUUAUCUAUUAGCUGUAAGCAAUGGUUUAUUAUAGCCAGAGACGAUUAUGCAAAGACAGAAUGGAUUAUUCGUAAGUUCGGGCUGGCCCACUGCCUUUUUCAUUCAAUUCGAUUGGGUUCUACAUUUAUCAAUGUCGCCGUUGCCCAAAAAAUCAUUUCAAAAGGUGGAAUCCUUUCAAGAUACCUUAUUCAAUGGCUUAUUAACGACAAAACAACUUCCUGGGUCAACAAUUUAUCGUCUGAUGUUUUUAUGUUUUUAUUAAACAAAGCAUAUAAUACGUUUAAAGACGAUUUGCACCAAAAGGGAAAUGAUAUGAGGGAUUUUUAUAAUUUUUCCGGAGGUUCUUACACAAUUAAUCUUGCGACAAUUAUUUUAAAUGAAAAUUUCGAAAAGAUCAAAUUUUUGAUAUUGUGCAUGAAGUUUAUUCCAUUGCCAUCAUAUAGAAAUCGCCGAGUUAUUGCAAGAUCAAUCUUUCUCCGUAAAGAUCUUGUACUUUUGUGGAAAAAAAUUGGCUACCACGAAAUCUAUGAAGACUUUGGUGAUCUUGUAAUACAAGAAACUCUUGAUGAUGUAUUUUCACAAAUCCAACACCCUAAUGUUGAAACUGUUAUUGUACAACUUAACGAAUUGGUUGAUCUAGGAUUUCAAGUAAAUUAUAAAAUUUCUAUUAAACUUCUUCACCAUUUUGAACAUCAACUAGAAAAUGUCGGAGAAAUUAUAAUUACCGCAUUUAUAGAAAUGAUGCAAGAAGUACGAAAAAGCUUCAUCAAUAAGUGUUUUAUGCUCUUAGAAAACCCAAACUUAAACCAAAAUAUAUUGAACUUUCUCUAUAACCUCCUACCCGAUAACUCUGAGAGCAAAUAG